AUGCGAGUGAGUAAUGUUUUUCCUCAAAAAUAUAUUUUUUAAAGGUGUUCCUGAAGUUACAAAUUAUGGAUCAAGACGAAUCUUUUAUUAAUGCUGAUUUAUUUAACGUCCAUGAUAUUACUGAAAUAGAAGACUUCCUUAACAAUUGUGAUGAUGCUUUUAUGCGUAAACUGGAAGAGGAGCUGGCAACCACGGAUGACUCUGGGUUACUUAGUAUUGACACUAAAAUAAAAACAGAAAAUUCACCACUAUCACAACACAGUCCACAUUUCAACAGUCCUGGGAAUCCUCUUGUAUCUCAGUACACACAUACAGUAAAAGCUUCUCCUCAGUCCCCACCGAACAUUAAAAGGAGUCCUGUACAGGUAGUGCCUAAUAGUGGAUUCGAUGAUGGAUACGGUUCGACGAAAUUACGUAAAACAAACGAUGGUGCGCCUCUACCCGACGUGACUCAACCCAGUAAAAAUAGAGGCCCUGCUCAGGGCCCAAUGAUAGUGCAGCAAGUUCUACAAAACCCCCUAUAUGUAAACUUGGCACCAGGGAGCAUACAUCAGCUGCCAGAUGGCCGAGGAUCUCUUGUCCAAUUAGACAGCGUCCCACAAGUGAAACAGUCGAAUAAACCACAGCAAGCUGGACAGCCACUGCUGAUUCAAAAUAAUCCUAAGGGGAUGACUCCUCUUAUUUUGAAAACUACAGAUUCAAAUUUCUCACCAGUGAUAUUACAACCAAAUAUUAUAAAUACAGAAGCUCAGACUUUAAUGUAUACCAGUGCACCUGUUCAAGGAUCCCAAAACAUUCUAAACUCUAAAUCCAGUCCAGAAAACCGACCUAUCCAUACAUUUUUCACAAGUAACAGUGGGCCAACAUUGUUGACCACGGGAAUACCAGUUGUUAUGGAGGGCGAUAAGAUUGCCCUUAGCCAAGUACCAAGUCUUGGUGUGCCUAAGGUCAAGGAGGUCAAGCGGAGUGCCCACAAUGCCAUUGAAAGACGAUACAGAACAAGUAUCAAUGACAGAAUUAUAGAACUUAAGAACAUGCUAGUAGGAGAGGAAGCUAAGUUGAACAAAUCAGCAAUAUUAAGAAAAACAAUUGAAUACAUUAAGUACUUACAAAAUCAAAAUACCAGAUUAAAACAAGAGAAUAUGGCUCUCAAGUUGAAGUACCAGAAAACUGGCACUAAAGAGUCUGUUUACGAAGGGGCAUACACACCGCCUCACAGUGAUAUCUCUUCACCAUACCAUUCACCACAUGCCCUGGAUAGUGAUUCGCCUAGUUCACCAGAUUUUAAGAUUGAUGACAAAUAUUCAAAAAUUGUUAUGGGGAUGGGAGAUCACUCCCGUUUGGCAUUAUGUGCAUUCAUGGUUGGGCUUAUCGCCUUCAAUCCAUUCAGUUCUUUCUUAGGCAGCUUUAUGUCUGAGUCUUCAAGCAAUGACUUUUCAGCAAGAGUUGAUCAAAGGAAAAUUUUAUCUGACAACUACAGCAGUAACAUUGGAAUGUCAUGGGCCUCUUGGUUGUUCAACACAUUCUUUAUUUAUCUUAUAAAUUUUGUGAUUCUUGGAGGAUGUCUUGUUCAACUAUUGGUUUAUGGUGACUCUGUACCGAAAUCACAAUCUAAGGAAGCCGGUCUAUUCUACAAGCACAAAAAGCAAGCAGAUGAAUUUUUAAAAAAGGGUGACGUAACAAACGCUCAAUUGGAAUUGCACCGUUCUUUAGCUGUGUGUGGUAAAAGUGUGCAAGCGGGCGGACAAGGGCAUGCCAAGUAUUCUGCGUUGGUGUCGGCAGUUCUUCGGCAGAUAUUGCAGCGCUUACCCUUCGGUGGAUAUCUGACCCGACGUGCAGGCGAUUUGUGGUGUGAUAGUCCUGCCAGACGAGCAACACAGAAGUGGGCGGCCGAAGUCUCCAGCGUAUCCCAUCGUCUCGCGCAGUUGGAGAUCCUAUCGAGUCACAGCGGUCGCAGCGAGCGAGUACUUUUAGCGCUGCAAGCGGUAAAUCUGGCAGAAGUGUCUGGGAAUAGACAACUAAUGGCCGAUACUUACGUCAUCGCUGCACUGGUGUUCAAAGAUUACAUGCCUAAGAUCGGGAACUGGCUCUGUGGCUACUACCUCCGCCUGUGCCGCGUGACGUGCUCGGAUUCGUGCGCAUUACCGCCGGUGCGUCUGCGCUGGGUGACGAGCGCGCGCGGGUAUAAGUUCCUGCGCGCGCGCCGCUGGAGCUACGAGCGCGCGCACCCUCCCUCCGCGCUCUUCUGCCGCCCGCCCGACCCCGCCGACCCCCUCCAGUAUGCCAUGAGGGCGUACCACCUGGACUUGCUGCAAAAGAGUCUUCAGAUGCUUCUCUGCGCGGACGAACGCAGCAACACCCGCGACGUACUGGAAUUGGUCAAGUUGAUAACCGACGACGUGUCCACCGACGCCCCGCAACACACUGGUUGCUGGGACCCAGUCAUGGAGUGGUGGGCGAACAUCGUGGGAGUAGCAGCCGCCUGGCUUCUGGCUGAUAGCUCUCGCGCGUCUGAAAUCGGGGACCGGCUGUACAUACUGCCUGAGCCUUUGGCCACUUCCGAAGAUCCUUUACCGGGGGCCCUGCAUAUGUCGUACAAAAGCCGCCGGGGACUAUUGAGCCUCGCUCAGUGUCGAGAUGAACUCGCCCUCGAGAAGACGUCGGAAACCAUACUCAAGGUCUGUGAUAUUGCUGGAGGCAAGCUAGCAGACUCCUUGGCAUACUAUUGCUGCAAACAACCGACACAGCUGAUGAUGCUGAUGCAGGUGCUAUGCGUCGACUGGCUGUUAGAAGUGCGCGCCGGAGUAUGGGAGGCGACCUGUGGUUCGUCGCCCGCGCCGCACGCGCAGUUGCGUGGCUUUCAACGAGACUUGCAUUCGCUUCGCCGCCUGUCGCAGAGCUUACCGUGGGUGACGUCACGCGUGUUCCUGCAAUCGGCAGUAUGCCGCAUGAUGGCGGGCGCCGCGCCGCGCCGCACGCAGCAGUUACUGGACGGCAGCCUGCGCCCGCGCUUAAACCGUUCCUCUAUCAUCUGCGGGAAAGAGCGAGCCCUAGAAGGCGGUGGCGGCGACGGAGAACGCGCUGUAGCUCUAUACAUGGCCUGCAAGCAUCUGCCGGCCGCAGUAUUGGCCGCGCCGGGCGAGCGAGCCGGAAUGUUGGCUCAAGCCGCCGCUACGUUACUACGCCUCGGGCACCGAAGCCGCCUGCCACACUGCUACCAUCUCAUGAAAUCUGUGGGCACGCUACCCGCAGCGCCGUAACUUGGCAACCCAUAUAAGAUACUGGUCGUAUCAGCACGCUACACUGGUAUUAUGGGUGAAAGAUUUUAGAAUAGCAGAAACUCUAAUACUACCUUACCUGUUGUUUCUAUCUAUUAGUAUGCUAUGGCAGAGAACUACUACUAUUUUAAUAAUAAUCAUUUGGUUGUAGUAAAAAUCACAAUCACGACUUCUAUUUCGGCAGGUCUGAUUAAUUAUAUCCGCAAAAAAAUUGUACCUGACGAAAGGACACUGCGUGUUGCAGACUUUAUUUUUUCCAUGAACUUGUUUUUAUUUAUUUUUUUACUUCGCACUUAGUGCUUAGCUUUAUUAUACCCAUUAUAUUUAGUUUAGUUUUCGAUCAAACUUGUUAUAAGUUUACAACAACAGUGGUUAGUCCAGUAGAUGUAUUAAAAAUACUAAGCAGUUAUCGAGUUAUGUUAUUUGUUUUAAUGUAUUAUCAACAUUGUCUUACUUUUAUAGUUAACCAAAUAUGUACAAUAGAACAUAAUUAUGGAGCGAAUAUCGUGCCUCUCUAGACCUGCUCGAGACAUUUUUGAACAUCAGGCCAUUUGUGCCUAGCACAAAACAUUUGUUUCGGGCUGCUUUAUAAAAGUGUUUUAUAAUUAUGAUGUAUAAUGAUGAAGAAAAAUAAACACUUUUGUUCAGAUUUA
This is a messenger RNA of Ostrinia furnacalis (Asian corn borer), 3931 nucleotides long. RefSeq names its product Sterol regulatory element binding protein (gene SREBP). Gene Ontology annotation, cellular component: nucleus. The record is from RefSeq and is a predicted model, not a curated record. The transcript has 16 exons. Gene Ontology annotation, biological process: regulation of transcription by RNA polymerase II. Gene Ontology annotation, molecular function: protein dimerization activity; RNA polymerase II cis-regulatory region sequence-specific DNA binding; DNA-binding transcription factor activity, RNA polymerase II-specific. NCBI's taxonomy places the organism in Eukaryota, Metazoa, Arthropoda, Insecta, Lepidoptera, Crambidae. Bases 66 to 3260 code for a protein of 1064 amino acids.